UGGAUGGAUGACAACAUAUCUUGACUUGUUCAAAAUCACUUUUUCGUGCUUUUUUUCGUUUGUUUGUUCCAGUUGUUCGGGACUAAAGUGAGGGAUCACGCGGCUCGCGCUGGCGAACGAACCUCCUCGAACAUUCCACGGUGGCAAUUCAUCGACAAAGGGUCGUAGCCCGAAACGUCGCCCUCAUUGACAUUUGGAGCGGCUGUUGUUUUACGAAGGCCGUGUUAAUGAGGACGGUGGUGGGAUUAUUUUUGUUUCUUUGUUUUGAUUGCGAUGCCGAGAAGAUUACGUGCGGUGAUUUAGCAAGAUAAGCAUCGUCCACUAUAUCAACAACAAUAUCAACAACCAGAUCAACAACAAUAUCAACAACAACAUCAACAACAAUAUCAACAACAACAUCAACAACCAUAUCAACAACAGCAGCAAUAGUAACAAGAUAAAGAGAGGAUUAAGAACGUUCGUUUUGAUCGAGCGCGUGAAUUUCUGUCAAAGUUUUUGCAAAUGAAAGAAACACCGAGAUUAAUUAAAACAAACCGCGUGCUGACACACAUCAACAAGAACGGCAACAGUAGCGACAAACAAUAUCAAAUAAACGACGGUAACAAUUACGAUUGAUUGCAUGGACCUCGUUAAGCUUGUGCUGAUUAUGAAUUGAGAUAUAUUUGCAAACCAACUUCGCCGUUGGCAUCUGCUCUAAUCAAAACCGUGACCUGAACAACAACUCAACAACAACAGCAACAAACAACACAAUAUCAACAACUCUGAAAGUAUUCUUGGUUCUUUCGGUAAAGUCACGUAGAAGGGAAUUAAUAAAAUAAUAAUAAUAAAACAUAAUCAAAUACAAUUCUCACGACGUUUCGGCCACAACGCAAGCAGCCGUCCUCAGGUGAAGAACAGGGCUGUCGGGAAGCUUCAAAUCGAAAUUUAACUCUGAAAGUGUUCAUUAUCGGACCCGAGUUGAAAACCUAUUUUUUCAAUAUUUUGCCGUGAAGACUCAAACUCUUCCAACACCACCACCACCACCACCGCCACCACCCACCGCACAAACAAUCCCCCCCCCAAAAAAAAUCACUUCCAAGUCAUCAGCGCUCGGAUGAACCGCACGUACGCUGCCCACUGCGGCCGCGGCGCGGAUUCAAACGAAUCUGGCGGCUAGCCAGCCCCACCAAGAGCCGGCGAACUGACUCCAACUCGCGCGCGAUGCCGGCCCCCUCGGCGCCCUGGUCCAUGCACGCCACCGCGGCCGCGCAGAGGCGAUGCCUCCUCUUGCUGAGGCCUCGCCCCGUCCGGCCUCUCAGAUUCCUGGCCCUUUUGGCUCUCUACCUGUCCGUCGGGAGUCUUCUGCUCUCCCACUCGGCACCCCUCGUCGCCCGUCUCGCCGCCAGGGCUGGGGUCGCUGCCGGGAGUGGUGGUGGUGGUGGUGGUGUUGGUGGUGGUGGUGUUGGUGGUGUUGGUGGUGGUGGGGGUCACGUGGUGGUCUCGACAGCCGUCUUGGAGGAGCCUUCAGGAGCUCCCUUGGAGGGGACCCUGCUGCAGCAGCAGCAGCUGCAGCAGCAGCAGGGGGCUGCGUUGGGCGUCGGCAUGUGGACCUCAAGGGGGUCCGUGUCGGAAGGGACUCACAGAGAUGCUUCGCCCCCCGCCGCCUUUCCAGGGCUACCCCGCGGUGGUGGAGGUGGUGGAGGUGUUGGUGGUGGAGGUGGUGGUGGUGGUGGAGUUGGUCCGGACGAACCCUUCUCUGGGGGGGCUCGCAUCAUCAAGUACCGGCCCCCCUGGAUGCGUCAGCGAGCCGAGGGCAGCGAGCGUCCUCAGGGAGGAUACGGGGGGGCAGUGCAGCCCCCCCUGCCCGGAGUCAUGGGGGGCAGCGGUGGCGGUGGCGGUGCGAGAGCUGCAAGCGAGCAGGACGAGUCCGGGAAAGCUCGUUACGUGGGCUGCUUCGCUGAUGAUCCCAAGCAGAGGACUCUGCAAGGACUCGUGCUCUACGACUACCGGAAGAUGACCCUCUUCCGAUGUCAUGACAACUGCGCCGAUCGGGGCUACCGCUACGCGGGGCUGGAGUUCGGGGCGGAGUGCUACUGCGGGCACCGCGUGCAGGGCCGCAAUGUGAGCGAGGAGGAGUGCAAGAUGGAGUGCAAGGGGGAGCGCAGCUCGGUGUGCGGGGGCGCCAACCGCCUCUCCAUCUACCGCCUGGAGCUCGCGCACGACGUGGGCCUGAGAUACGGGAGUGCAGUCUUCCGCGGCUGUUUCCAAACCCCGGAGAAUCUCUCGCUGGCUCUUCCCAUCGUGGCAAUCAUCCACAACCUCACUGUGGGCGCCUGCGUGGACUUCUGCACUCAGAAGGAGUCGGUGCUGGCUGUGGUGGGUGCGGGCCCGCUGCUGUGCCGCUGCGGAGUGGCGACGCCGCGGUUCGCGCUGCGGGAGCCGCGCGCCGAGCGACUGUGCGCCGCGUCGCGCUGCCCCGGCGAGCCGAGCGAGGCGUGCGGCAGCGACUCGCACGUGAGCGUCUACCAGACUCAGGUGUCCGACAAGCGCUGCGUGGAGAAGCGCUUCCUGCCUGCGCGAGGCCGCAGACUCACGGCCCUCGCCAGCUUCCCCGGAGCCGGCAACACGUGGACCCGUCACCUGCUGGAGCUCGCCACGGGCUACUACACGGGCAGCUUCUACUUCGACGGCUCUCUCUACAACAAGGGCUUCAAGGGAGAGAAGGAUCACUGGCGCAGCGGGCGCACGCUCUGCGUGAAGACGCACGAGAGCGGGCGGCGAGAGAUCGAGGCGUUCGACUCGGCCAUCCUGCUCGUGCGCAACCCCUACCGAGCCCUCGUCGCCGAGUUCAACCGCAAGUACGGGGGACACCUGGGCUACGCCUCCGAGAAGAGGUGGAGGGGGAAAGAGUGGCCGGACUUCGUGCACAGCUACGCGCCCUGGUGGGUGUCCCACGCCCUCGACUGGCUGCGCUACGGCCCCCGCCGCCGCCUCCUCGUGGUGCACUACGAGCGGCUGCGCGGGGAGCUCCACGCCGAGAUGCGGCGCAUGGUGGCCUUCCUGGGCGCGCCGCCUCUCGCCACGCAGCCGCCGCAGACGCCGCAGCAUCACCACCACCACCACCGCCGCCAGCAACAGCAGCAGCGGCAGCAGCAGCGGCAGCAGCGACACAACCAGCAGCUCAACCACCAGCACCACCAGCAGCAGCAGCUCCAGCAGCAGCAGCAGGAGCACCAGCUCCAGCACCAUCAGCAGCAGCGGCAGCUCCAGCAGCACCAGCAGCAUCAGGAGCAGCAGCAGCCCGCUGUCUACUCCAACUCCACCACACCGUCGUCAUCAUCAUCAUCGUCGUCGUCAUCUUCACCCCAGUCUCAAUCGUCACCAACAGCGCCGCCGUCGCCUCUUCCUCCUCCAUCAUCAUCCUCGUCAUCCUCAUCGACGCCCUCGUCCGCGGAGUCGUCGUCAGCGGCGGCGGCGGCGGCGCUGCUGGAGGAGCGGCUGCUGUGCACGGAGGCGCACAGGGACGGCAGCUUCAAGCGCUCGGGACGCCGCAAGUUGGCCUGGGACCCCUUCACGGCGCCGAUGCGGGCCGCCAUCGACGGCUACAUCCGCGUGGUCAAUGACGCUCUGCUCUCGGGGGGCCACGGGCCCCUGCCCAGCGAGUAUUGCUGCCCCCCCAGAUGAUGCGAAGCAGGAGAACGGACGGAGAGGAAGGCAAAGAUUCUCACACCCCCCCCACUUCCCCCCCCCCCCACUUCGUCCUCC
Messenger RNA from Lethenteron reissneri (Far Eastern brook lamprey), 3744 nucleotides. It is a transcript of the gene WSCD2, whose product is annotated as WSC domain containing 2. Lineage: Eukaryota; Metazoa; Chordata; Hyperoartia; Petromyzontiformes; Petromyzontidae. The record is from RefSeq and is a predicted model, not a curated record. Gene Ontology annotation, molecular function: sulfotransferase activity.